AUGAUAGAGGUUAACGGUGACAUCCAUCCCUCGGAAAGGGGGAGGGGAGCGAGGCGCUCGGUGACUGUGCGCUUGGACGGCGACCAGGGACAAGCGCAGCAGCCAAAUGGGGCUGGGGGCGGGGGCUUUUGGAAGAGUGCAGAGGAGAGUGUUCCCGGCUCCGAGGAGAAGCCCCGAGAGAGGAGCAGGGGGUCGGAGAAUCCGGAUGACCGAGGCCACCUCGCCCUGACACCGGCGGCAGCAUCCCGGCGUUGGGGACAAGCGCGGGGGUGCUCCGGCCGAGGCGGGCUCGCUGGAGGGAGGCAGGAGGGCACGGACCUGCAAAGAGUUGGUCAGUCACAACUCCCCCGUCUGCGGCGGCUGCUGGUUGAUGGGUCCGGAAAUCUCUUGAAGGUGAAUCCAAGCAAGAUAAACGGUGGAAGCGGCUCCGCUGGCAGCGCACAAUGCCCCAGCGCGGCGCCUGCUGAGGGCGAGCCGGAGCCACAGCCACAGCCCGAGCCACAGCCGCUGCCGGAGCCGCAGCCCAAGCCGGAGCCGCCGCCCGAGCCGGAGCCGCAGCCGGAGCCGCCGGAGCCGCAGCCGGAGCCGCCGCCGGAGCCAGAGAAGGGGCAGCCGCGGCGCCGGGCACGACGCAGCUCCGGCGGGAGCCGGGAAACGAUUUCUGCCAGCGGGACGCCGGGGAGCCGCCCGCCGCGGCGCGGAGCCUUGGAGGAGCGGGCCGGGAGCUGAGGGGGGCGGAGGAGGCGGAG
Messenger RNA from Passer montanus (Eurasian tree sparrow), 749 nucleotides. RefSeq names its product translation initiation factor IF-2-like. Bases 1 to 729 code for a protein of 242 amino acids. The transcript has 3 exons. Lineage: Eukaryota; Metazoa; Chordata; Aves; Passeriformes; Passeridae. The record is from RefSeq and is a predicted model, not a curated record.